This is a messenger RNA of Gekko japonicus, 6279 nucleotides long. RefSeq lists its product as uncharacterized. Gene Ontology annotation, biological process: proteolysis; DNA integration. NCBI's taxonomy places the organism in Eukaryota, Metazoa, Chordata, Lepidosauria, Squamata, Gekkonidae. The transcript has 8 exons. Bases 19 to 6279 code for a protein of 2086 amino acids. Gene Ontology annotation, molecular function: aspartic-type endopeptidase activity; nucleic acid binding; RNA-DNA hybrid ribonuclease activity. The record is from RefSeq and is a predicted model, not a curated record.
GGAAAUCCUGUUGAUUUCAUGUUAGACACGGGGGCUGAAGUAUCCAUUGUAACGACACCCAUUGCUCUGCCCACUAAAGAUAGCCUAACAGUUGUAGGCAUGGCAGGGAAGAAACUUGCUCUCCCAUACCUCCAAUCAAGAACCUGUUCUCUAGGAGGUCACCGGGUCACCCACCGUUUUCUCUUAAAUCCCAGCUGUCCGAUUAAUUUGCUUGGGAGAGAUCUUUUAUCUAAAAUGCGUGCCUCCAUAACCUUUGAUACUCCGGAUGGCUCAGCACUUCUGUCCUUACCUCCAGAGACUCAAACUUCACUAGUGUGUUGUAAUUUAGAGGUUGAUGCUACAGAAGAGUGGCGACUUCCUGAGGUCCUAAUGGGAUGUGGAUUUAGAAGACACCCUGAUGGUGACCCUGAAGAAGUCCAGUAUCAGACUGAUAAAGAUGCUUUUUAUGACAAGGAAAAGGUGCAGGAUAAAUUGUACUACCGAAAUGAAGUGCCAACUGUAUGGGCAGAAGAUAAUCCCCCAGGCUUUGCUAAACACCAACCUCCUGUAGUUGUGGUCCUUAAACCUACUGCCAAUCCAGUGAGAGAGCGUCAAUACCCUAUUCGUGAAGAUGCCCGAAGAGUGUUAACCAAACACUUUCAGAGACUCCUGAAAGAUGGCAUCCUGAUCCCCUGUGAAUCUGCCUGGAAUACUCCGAUCCUUCCAGUACCUAAGCCUUCUCCAGACCCCAAGAAUCCUGAUUACCGCCCAGUCCAAGACCUGAGGGCAGUGAAUACUCAAGUAGAAGCUAUCCACCCUGUAGUGCCAAAUCCCUAUACAAUCCUGACUCUGAUUCCAUCCACGGCUGCAUGGUUUACUGUCUUGGAUUUGAAAGAUGCGUUCUUCAGUAUUGGACUUCACCACCAGUCCAGAGACAUCUUUGCCUUCGAAUGGAGAGCCCCUGGAGCCUCCAGCCCAUGUCAGUACACUUGGACUCGUUUGCCCCAAGGCUACAAAAAUUCUCCUUCAUUGUUUGGACAGGCCCUCGGUAAAGACUUAGAGAACUUUGACACCCAAGAAGGGGUCCUUACCUUAAUCCAAUAUGUGGAUGACUUGUUACUUUGUGCCCCUGACCCUCAUCGAUGUUCCCAGGGCACCCUUAACCUUCUCCGUCUCCUUGAUGCCUGUGGCUAUAAAGUCUCAUUCAAGAAGGCCCAGAUCUGCUUAACUCGAGUCCAGUUCCUAGGAUUUGAAAUCUCUAAGAAUCAACGGUCUCUCAGUAAUGCAAGGAAAGAAACUGUGUGCCAGAUACCUCUACCCCAGAGUCGCAAAGAGCUACGAGGCUUCUUAGGUGCAGCUAGCUACUGUCGGUUAUGGAUUCCCUCCUUUGCUCUUUUGGCCAAACCCUUAUAUGAAGCUACCAAAGGGGGGACACAGGAACCUUUUGUCUGGGGCCCAGAUCAAGAUGUUGCCUUUAGGACCCUGAAACAACGGCUCAUUGAGGCUCCUGCCUUAGGACUGCCAGAUCCAGAAAAACCUUUUUCCCUUUGCGUAGAUGAGAAGCAAAGUGUUGCUUUAGGUGUCCUUCUCCAGAAACUUGGGACUCACAAUCGGCCUGUGGCCUACCUUAGCCAAAACCUGGAUGCUGUAGAAGCCGGUCUGCCCCCUUGCUUACGUGCUGUUGCUGCCUGCUGUAGACUUAUUGAAGCAGCAAACAAAUUCACCUGGGGAGCCCCACUCACAGUGUUUGUAUCACACGGAGUUAAGACCAUUUUAGAAGCUCGUGGUCACAAAUAUCUGACAGUUUCACGUAUGGCCAGGUACCAAGCAGUUCUCCUCGAGAACCCAGGUGUAUCUCUAGCUCCUGUCAUCAACAUAAAUCCAGCCACCUUGUUGCCAGUACCAUGUGAAGAUGUUGAGCAUGAUUGCCUAGUAACCACUGACCAGCUGUUUGCAUCUCGUCUUGACCUUCGUGACCAACCCCUUCAGCAGCCAGACUUAAUAUUGUACUGUGAUGGUAGCAGUUUCAUCAACCCUCAAGGACGUCGCAAAGCAGGCUAUGCUGUUGUAGAUGACCAUCAGGUGAUACAAGCAGAAUCUCUACCCGUUGGAACAUCUGCUCAACUAGCAGAAAUAAUAGCCCUGACAGUUGCCCUACAUCUAAGCAAGAAUGCAGCUGCAAAUAUAUUCACCGAUUCAAUGUUUGCUUUCAAGGCAGCCCAUGCACAUGGAAUGCUGUGGCAACACCGAGGAUUUAUUACAGCCGCUGGAAAGGAUAUCAAAUAUGGGCCAAAUCUUCGUCUUCUGCUAGAAGCCAUCAAUCUGCCAACUAAGAUUGCAAUAAUCCACUGUCGAGGACAUCAACGGAAGUCUGACCCAAUUGCAGAAGGAAAUGGUCGUGCUGAUAAAGCAGCUAAGGAAGCAGCAGAAGGAAAACUUUGUCUCCGCACUCUAGUUCCUAGUCCGUCAGUCUUAGCCUGUCCUGUCUUCCCCACUCCAGUCUCAGCUUGGACGCCUCGUUACACCAAACAUGAAGACUACCUCUGUGACCAGCAAUCAGCAAAAAAGAAUGAGGAAGGUUGGUGGAUCUUGCCAACAGGAAAAAUUUGGAUUCCAGCCUCCUUAGGCUAUGAAAUAAUGAAAGCCCUUCAUGCUAAUACCCAUUAUGGAUCUUCCAGUCUUGUUAAAGCCUUAGACCGCUGGGCUCAUCUGGAACGGAAGACAGCAUUAGCAGACCUCGUGUGCCGUCAGUGUGUUACCUGUGCCCGAAACAAUCCUAGAGAAGGUCCCCGACGACCUCCAGGAAUCAAUACCCCAGGACCAGCCCCAAUGACUUCGCUUGUUGUUGAUUUCACCGAGAUGCCAAAAGUUGGUCGUCAUCACUACCUGUUGGUGUUUGUCUGUACGCAUACUGGAUGGAUAGAAGCGUUUCCAACUGCCACUGAAAAGGCCUCAGAAGUUGCCCGAGCCAUGUUAAGGGAUCUAAUUCCAAGAUUCGGAUUACCUACCUGGGUUUCCUCUGAUAAUGGACCAGCCUUCAUCUCUGAAUUAACUCAGCAAGUUGCCAAAGCCUUAGGAAUCAUCUGGAAAUUACACUGUGCCUAUCGUCCCCAGAGUUCAGGAGCAGUAGAACGAGCUAAUAGAACUCUUAAAGCCUCCUUGCGGAAGUUCACCCAAGAGACUGAACAGCCAUGGCCUAAGAUUCUACCUCUAGUGUUAUUCCGACUGCACUGCCUCCCUUCCAAACGAACUUCAGUUUCUCCUUAUGAGGCAAUGUUUGGCCGUCCUCCCCCACUGACCAUGGGAGUUCAUACCGAUGCUUAUGGGUUUCAUCAGUUAAUCACCUCAGCAGAAUUACAAGCCCUUGGACGACAAGUUGAGAAACUCCAAAGACAUUACUCUGCCUGUCUCCCAGUUCCCUUGUUUGAUUCUGUGUGUCAUGUCAGUCCUGGAGAUUCAGUAUGGGUUAAAAAUUGGAGACCAGAGCCCUUAGGGCCAAGGUGGGAGGGACCUUUCACUGUUUUACUCAGUGCAGACAGUGGAGAUGGGUACCACUACCACAAGCUGAGGAAGAGUGUCAUUCGAGAGCAAGUGAAGAUUCUUAUCCAGAAGUCAUUAAAUACUGAAGAGCUUCAUCUCAAAAGGCAUUUGAAUUGUUUCAUAAGAACACUGAAGAGGAGAGAAAACAUUGAAGAGAAGGGAGGACAGGAUCAUCGCUUUAAUGCUGGUUUGCACUUUGGAAAGCAGCUGAAAGAAAGCUUUUUGAAUUUUUUUUCUACUGGGCGCCGGAGCUCCGGAGAGCUGAUUGCUUCACCGGUCCCAGCUGAAAAGCCUAAGGAAAGGAUUAACCCUGUCUGCCUGAAGAUGAGUGAGGAAGAACCUUCCACAUCUAAAGCUGGAAACCCAACUGCACCUAAACAAGCACCAGCCAAACUUGUGAGUACGUUCCAUUCUUCUGGGGACACAGAAGCCCUUAAAUUAAAACCCCAAAAUUAUCUUUGGUGGGAAGCGGUUCUUAAAGUGAAGCUUCAGAUGCAAAGAGCCCAGCAUGUCUUAACAAUGGAGCCCCCAGCUAAUGAGCCAGAGAAAGGUGAUUUUGAACAACUGGAUGGCUAUGCUAAAAAUCUUAUUCUUGGGUCUGUGAAUCCUGAUGAUGAGCCAGAUUUAUACACUGUGCAGGUGCUGACGCGUUUAGCUCUUUUUGAGGACAGACAGGGUGAAGUGGCAUCAACAUCUGGUCAGCUGGUCCAAAGGCAGCACUUGGAUGACAAGCGGGAGAGCAAGGGCACAGAGGAGCUCCAGGUGGAGCUUUAUAAAGGACUCCCAAGGAGCGAAGAUUUCCUGAGCCCUGCAUGGCUUCCGUACGAUGAGGAGUUCAGGAUGAGGGCAGCCAUGAAUCCAGCCCUGAGAUGGGACCAGUUACAUCUGCACUUAUGGCUGCAGAUCAUGUCUCCCUAUCGACGAUUUGGCAAUGAGAGGACAGAUAAUGGCUACUCCGUCUGCAAGUCACAAGGUAUAGAAAUCAACACAGUUGGGCACCUGUGUAAGUUACCUGCUGACAAAUUGGAUGCACUGCAGGUGCUGAUUGACAUGGCCAGGGUGAAGAAAAAGAUCACCUUGCUGAAGUUGCAGCAGCUGGUUGGCCACCUGAACUUUGCGUGCAAAGUUGUGGCACCCAGCCAGGCAUUUGUUAGGAGGCUAUUGGAAGCUGAUGCCUCUAGUGUGGCCUUAGGGGCCGUUCUAUCCCAGAGAGCGGAUCCCUCUCAGCCGUUGCAACCCUGUGCCUAUUACUCCCGGCAACUCUCCUCAGCCGAACAGAACUACACCAUCUGGGAAAGAGAGUUACUGGCCAUCAAGACCGCCUUCGAGGUUUGGCGUCAUCACCUCGAAGGGGCCCGUCAUCCAGUACAGGUACUCACAGACCAUCGCAACUUGGAGCACCUCCAAACCACUCGCCGGUUGAACCAGCGCCAGAUUCGUUGGUCCCUCUUUUUCUCGCGGUUCAACUUCACGAUUUCCUACAUUCCACAGACGCAAAACCAAAAAGCCGACGCUCUGUCCCGCAAACCGGAAUAUACCCCAACGUCGAAAACGGAAGCACCUGACACCAGUAUCCUACCACCUAACGUUUUCGCCGCAGCUCCCGAACCUGCAUCCCUCGCUGAGGACAUUCGGGCCAGUCAGGCUACAGACCCUUGGGCUCAACAACGCCUUCAGGAGGUACAACAAGGGGAUUCCAAAGACCUAACGGUCAAAGACGGCGUACUCUAUCAUCGGGACCGGGUCUAUGUUCCUCCCGGACCCCUGCGAGCCCGCAUCCUGCGCCUCACCCACGAUGCACCUCCAGCCGGACACUUCGGGCAACACAAAACCGCUCAUCUGCUCACCCGAGACUUUUGGUGGCCCCGGGUUCGGGCCGACGUUGACCGGUAUGUGAGCACGUGUGAUGUCUGCCGCCGGGCCAAGGAGGUUCCUGCCAAGCCCUCCGGCCUCCUUCGUCCGCUCCCUGUCCCAUCGAGCCCUUGGGAAAUCAUCUCGAUGGACUUCAUCGUCGAUCUUCCCCGCUCACACGGACAUUCUUGUAUCUUUGUGGUGGUGGAUCUCCUCACAAAGAUGGCGCACUUCGUUCCUUGUCCGAAAAUCCCCACCGGGCCGGAAACUGCCCAGCUCUACCUCCAUCACAUCUUCCGGCUACAUGGGGCCCCAGCACAGAUCAUAUCAGAUCGAGGCCCGCAAUUCUCUUCCCGCUUCUGGCAGGCAUUGCACCAGGGACUGGGGACGGAGGUUCACCUGUCAUCCGCGUACCAUCCCCAAACCGACGGCCAGACGGAGAGAACGAAUGCCACUCUUGAACAAUAUCUCCGCUGUUAUACCACGUACCAACAAGACAACUGGUACUCCUUGUUACCUUUGGCCGAGUUCGCCUACAAUAACGCGGUGCACUCGUCCAUCCAAGUCACCCCAUUCGCAGCCAAUUAUGGAUAUAACCCCCGCUUCUUCUUGCCCGGCCCUGACCUGUGGGAGAAUAGCUGUCCCCUUGGGGCACGGCUGCAGUGUGGUGGCCAGCACACCGUACAGCCCUUGAAUCAGGGGGAUGACCUGCCCCAGGCUGGCCAUAUGGGUGAAGAGCAGGUCAGUGGUGUUCUGGAAGCACUUGAGGACAUGUACUAUUUGGGAGAGAGUCAGUCAGUCAUUGAAGCUGAUCUGAGCUCCUCUUCCGUAUGCAGGAUGGGCAUGGAGGAGAUGUUGCUGCUGCCACCCACCUACUCCCUCAGGCUACUCUGCAUUACACAGCGGUGA